Plasmodium vinckei vinckei is the source of this 1980-nucleotide messenger RNA. Its product is annotated as multidrug efflux pump, putative. Gene Ontology annotation, cellular component: membrane. Lineage: Eukaryota; Apicomplexa; Aconoidasida; Haemosporida; Plasmodiidae. The record is from RefSeq and is a predicted model, not a curated record. Gene Ontology annotation, molecular function: transmembrane transporter activity. The transcript has a single exon. Bases 1 to 1980 code for a protein of 659 amino acids.
AUGGUGGGUGUGCCAAUGCUGAAGAGAUCAAAAAAGAAGUUGCAUUCGAGUCACAACACACAUCUUGAUGACUACACCAAGAAUGGUCAUACAAAUAAUAAUAUAAAUGGACGCCAUAAAAAAGGUUUAUGCAAAGAUGGAAGUGAAAAAAGAUCGUUAAUAAAUGACAACAAUUGUGUGCAGACAGAUCAGAGUAAAAUAAUAGAAGUAACACAAACUGAUAAAGUGAAUAAUGAAAAUAUGAAAUGGCCAGAUUUAAGGAAAGAAAAAAAUGAAAAGAAAAGUUUUUCUACAGUUUUUACUAAAACAAUAAGUAUGUUAUUUACAGAAAUAUUUAUAAAAUCAUUUCAAACAAUGUUAUCAUAUGUUAUAACAUCAUCAUUUUUUAUUUUAUUAAACUUAUAUAUAUCUAGUAGUUGUAAAUAUGAAGAAAUAGCUGGAUUUGGUGUUUCUUUAUCUAUUGUAUCAUUAUUAAAUUCUGUUGUUGAAGGAUUUUGUAGUAGUUUAGAUUAUUUUUGUAGUCAAUCAAUAGGAAUGAAAGAUAUAUAUAAUUCUUUUUUAUUUUUAAAUAGUGCAUAUUUUUUAUUUUUUAUAUUUUAUGUAUUACUUGUUUUAAUAUUUUUUUUAAUCAAAUUUAUAAUUUAUUAUGCAAUAAAUUCAAAAUCUAUUUACAUUUUCAUGAACAUCGAAAUGGGUAGUGAUAUUACACAAGGAUAUUAUUUUAAAAUGAUGAAUGUAUUUUUUUCCAGUUUCAAAAUGUUAUUAUUUGCUUUUUAUCCAUAUUUUUUAUUUGAAUCUACUAGACGCUUUUUAAUUUUACAUAAUAAUAUAUAUCCAAGCUUAUUUACAUCUUUCCUUUCAUUUUUUGUAUUAAAUUUUUUAUGUUAUAUUUUUGUUUUUAUAUUUUCUAUGAGCCAUAUUGGUGUUUCUUUAGCAUGGCUUAUAACCAAUAUUAUUAGUUGCUUUUUUAUUUUAUAUUUUUUAAUAGAUUAUAUUCAAGAUUGUUCACUUCUUUUAGCGUCAGAUGCUAGAACCCCUUUUCUGACCAAAAACUAUGAAUCCGAAAAAAAUCCCGUAAAACCCGUUUUCCUCUCCACCCCAAAUAAAACAGAUCCACACUAUUAUUCACAAAACAAAGACGACCAUUACCAUGCCCUAGAUAUUGAACAAAGUCGUAGUGACAAUAACAAACAAGAUCAUAAUAUAAAUUCAUGCUUUCCAACAAAUAAAAUAUGUAAAAUAAGCUUUUUAUUUUUUCAUAUCCCUUCAAAAAGUAUUAGAAGCAAAUUUUUGAACAUUACAAAAACAAAUAUUAAAAAUAUAUUUUUUGAAAUUCUUUCAUUUGAAAUGCAAUUACUUGAAUCAGCAUAUUUAAGUUUAACAUCUGUUGCAGUAUUUAUACAAAUAAAUAAUAUGCUGGGUCUUGUUUAUAAUGUAUCACAUUCCUAUGGAAUAUUUUUAUCCAAACUAAUGGGAAUAUACGUAUUGCGAAAAAAAAAAAUACAAGAAGCGUCAACAAACAAUAAGAUAGAAAAUGAACAAAACUCACUAGAUGCUACAGAUUCAAAUUCAGACCAAAUUUUAUUAGAUAGAAUCGAAAUUGGAACUUCUUUUAUUUUGCUAUUACUAUUUCUUUAUGCGUGUCUAGCAAUUGUAUAUAUAUACCAUGAAAAUAUUAUCACUUUCUUUUACAGUGAUACAACAAUAAGGAAUUAUUUAAUUAAAGUAUUUUUUAUAAUAAUAAUUGAAUCACUUUUAGAAGUCUUGGCAGCUUUUUUAAAUAAUAUAAUAAAAGGAUUAGGACUACAAGAUAAAAUUUCUUUUUUCACUUUUAUUAAUUAUAUGUUACUAAUGCAACCACUAGGAAUUAUUUUAACUUUUUGUUUUUCUAUGGAUAUCUAUGGAUUUAUAUAUUCAACCAUAAUUAGUAUGCUUGUUCAAGUUAUUUAUUUAUCUACAUUUGUGUUUAAGGCCCUGUAG